Messenger RNA from Anopheles aquasalis, 3445 nucleotides. It is a transcript of the gene cbt, whose product is annotated as Kruppel like transcription factor cabut. Gene Ontology annotation, molecular function: RNA polymerase II cis-regulatory region sequence-specific DNA binding; DNA-binding transcription factor activity, RNA polymerase II-specific. The record is from RefSeq and is a predicted model, not a curated record. NCBI's taxonomy places the organism in Eukaryota, Metazoa, Arthropoda, Insecta, Diptera, Culicidae. Gene Ontology annotation, biological process: regulation of transcription by RNA polymerase II.
UAAGCAUCGACAUCGACACUGAACCACGUUUUCACUCUUGUGCUCUCGAACCGAACGGACGUCGCUGUCGUCGUCGUCAAAGCAAGCGGUGUGUGGUAAAAGAAGUCAAACGUCUCAAGAACGGCGGAAAUCCAAGUGAGCCAAAAGUGAUCCAAGUGAACACAGCAAGGGGUCCGAAACCUACGAAGGGCCAGUGUAACAACAAAGGAUAAACCGUAGUGUGGUGCGGGUGUAGUAGUUCGUGCCAAACGGAUACUCGCACCCCCCGUUCGGAGCGGCAGACAACAAAGGAGCAGAGUGCACCACGUGCACAAAGUGUUGAAGAUUGGAAGUUUGGGAACUUCGAAUUCAUGUGACAAGAGUUUAAGUAAAGUGGUUGUGCAAGAGUGUUAAUCAAUUGAGUUAGUAAAAAUAAAGAGUAAUUCCAUAGUCUGCCAGACACUCUGCGAUACAUCGAGGUGAAAAGAACUCGUGAAACAGCGAAAAACAGUGAAAAUCAUGGAAAACACAGCAGCCGUACUACUGUCGCCACCAGCAACGCCUCCACUGCAGGACACCAGCCACCGGGCGGAAGAAGAGUUAAAGAUGAAUAGCGCGGUAAAGACGGCCUUGAAGCGGAAACUGGAAAGCACAGGGGGACCUGGUGCCAGCAGUGGUGAUGAGUGCGAGGCCAACCAAACAAGGCCAACACACUUUGUCACACCGAACCAGUCGGACGCGUCGGAGGAUGAGUCGGAUCUGCCACCGCGGAAACGCCAAUACGUCCGCAACCCGGACCAGCUGGAAACUCAUUCCGCUCAACAACGGCAGCUGCAACGCCACCAGCAACCCCAGCAACAGCAACAAGAGGAGCAACAGAUGCUCGUGUCCUCCUCAUGCGCCCCUACACCACCCCCGUCCGAGUGUUCCGGGUCCGAGGAUGAGAAUACCAAGUCCGGUUCGGAUGAGGAGCGAUCCUACUUCCAGCCAGGAACCGGUGGCCUCGUCGCCUCGUCGCCAGCAGCAGCACCACCAUCCCGUGCUAGCGUCAUCAUGCGCAUCAACAAGGAUGGUUCGUGCACGAAGGCAGCCGGUGCUGCCGGUGUUGAGUCAGCGGAAGAGUCAAGUGCUGCUGCUGCUGCCGCCGGCGCUGGCGCCACAAACAUUUUCCGAAGCUACAAGUACAAAAUGGGCCCCCGAAUGUCCCCUCCACCGGCUCCCAUUGCCAGCAUUUCACCAGCACCGUCAUCGUCGGAGGGCAAUGGCGCGUUGGAGCACGGCGACAAAGAAGCGGAGGCGGUCAUCAAGCAGGUGGCGGCGACGGCAGCUUCGGCAGCUGCCCCACAAGCCCCACCACGCUCAGUAUUCGGUGGCAAUGCGGUAGUGAGUAAGCGAAAGAAGAAGGAAAGCACGAUCUCGACGUCCUCGUCCGUGGCACCGAUCCUCCCGAAAACGGUCCCCACAAAUCCCACCCUUCCUGUGAUAGCACCGAAGAUUGCUCCAGCGUCCACUGCGCAGCUCAUAUUCGCCACCCAGAGUGGGUUUUUCCUGGUGCCACCGCAAAAUCUGCUCCUCGCUGCGGCUCCACAGACCCCCAAGGCCAUCAUCAGCUCGUCAAACGAGAUCCGCAGCAACAGCAGCACCAGCAGCAGUGCCAAGUCAUCCCGGAGCACAUCGUUCAGCGUUGCGCUGGCAGAACGUCAACAACAGCAACAACAGCAACAGAUAGUGAGCAGUGGAACGGCCACAGAGCAGCAGCAGCAGCAGCAGCAAUCCGGAGGUAAAGUGGAACGCCGUCGAAUCUACGAGUGCGAUCAUCCAAACUGUGGCAAAAACUACUUCAAAUCCAGUCACCUAAAGGCCCACCAGCGCAUCCACACCGGCGAGCGGCCAUUCAACUGCAAGUGGCCCGACUGUGGUCGCCGAUUUUCGCGUUCCGACGAGCUGUCCCGCCACAAGCGGACGCACACGGGCGAGAAGAAAUUCGUCUGUCACGUCUGCGAUCGCCGGUUCAUGCGCAGUGACCAUCUUUCGAAGCACGUCAAGCGCCACAACAAGGACGGUGGUAGUGGUAGCACCGCCAGCAGCAAAUCCCACUCGAAUGGGGGACGUCGGCGAACGGCCGCGACCCCAUCGGAGCAGACACCUUCCACGGUGACGAUCCUGCCGGCUGACUUCUCGAUGCGUGCUCUCUAUCAUCAGGCCAGUUCUUCACCGAUCCCUCCUCCGGCGGUGAUUGCGGCACCGGUCGUCUUCCGGCCGGCACCCUCUUCACCGCAGCAGCAACCACUUCCGCUCGUGUACCAGCGCCGCCAUGGGCGUCCUGCGGGGGAAGAGUCCGAGGAUGACAAUCAGUAAAUCCGUGGCGUGUUGGUGUAUUAACGCAUAUCGUCAUCAUUCGAGUGGGCAGAUGUGUGUGCUUGUGUGUGGAUGCGUUUGGAAAAACAACCAUUCCAGUGAAAAAUUAGUAGCCCCCCACCCUACGCUCCCACUCAGCUCAACCUCCCACGCUCUAGCGGAAGGACUACCAGAUAAACGCGCACGCGAAAUAGCUGUUUCACUUUUAUCUCUCUCUUCGUCUACGCGCGCGUGUCAUCCUCUUAUUACGAUUUGUUGUGUAGGGAUGAGGUGACAGCAGGAAAAGUGUGGAAAUUCUGAGUGAGAAAAUUGAUUAGAAAGAAGAGAAAGAGAGAGAGAGAGGCGCAGAGAUAAUAGAUAGACUCGAGAAAGGGGGGUGGAUUGUGGGUCCUGCUGUCCUUUUCCUUCUUCUUCUCCUCCUCCUCCUCCUCCUCCUUCGGGGUUAGGUUAUCGGGAGUCUGCUGGUGCGCCAUCAGCGCCACUCGCUCCGCACGCUAUCUGUGAUCGUUUUUCUCCUACGAAACGGAAAACUCUACAAAACAAAACACUAGCUAUUAGCAUUAUUGUUCUCCUUGCAUCUUGGAGGAAAAGUGAUGAAAACGGGAGCAGGGCAGGAUUGUGAAAACAGAAGAGGAAAAAGGAAGAAAACUCAGAAAUGAAGACUCACCGUGGAUUACGGUUCUAAGGUUCUAGGGUUCUCGGUUAAGAUGAAGCAGCUCCUAUGAUUUGUUUUGUUAUUUUCUGUUUGUUUCAUUAAUUAGCACCUUAGUAAGGGGAGGAAGGUAAAGGAGAACCCAUACACCGAUCGAGCCGAAGAUCGAGCACGACUUUCUCGUUCCUCGGUCGCUCGUUGUCGAUUCAGUUAUUUAUUUUAUUACUUUACCUAUUUGUUAGAAUGUAAAUGCCUCAGUAAGACAACGAAUGAAGGGCCUCAGAGCUCAAGAGGGAGAAUGGUGAAAGCUGGAAAGAACCAGAAAGGGAGGUGGAUGUAAAUGUUUCGUUUCUCGAUGCAUGUUAUUUGAAUUGAUGAAAACAAGUUAAAAGAACAAAAAAGUAUGAAAAAAUACUUAAAAAGUACAAUAUACAUUCUCUCAAAACACAUCACAUA